This is a messenger RNA of Daldinia caldariorum, 2653 nucleotides long. RefSeq names its product oligomeric Golgi complex subunit 6. Gene Ontology annotation, biological process: intra-Golgi vesicle-mediated transport. The record is from RefSeq and is a predicted model, not a curated record. The coding region runs from base 246 to 2342 and encodes 698 amino acids. The transcript has a single exon. Gene Ontology annotation, cellular component: COG complex. Lineage: Eukaryota; Fungi; Ascomycota; Sordariomycetes; Xylariales; Hypoxylaceae.
CCCAGCUGCCAGACAACAUUUCCUCAGGUGGCGCCUCUUUCACAUAGUGGACGUGGACAACUUUCACCUUCAUCAACACCUUGGGAUAUUCAAGAUUCCCUUUCAACGCCGUGGUAUUCGAAUCUACCAACAAUUUAACGCUCAUCUUUCUUGGAAUUUCAUCCUCGAGUAAAAUGGAAAUGAGAUGAUGCAAGUCAAGACAGCUCAAGAUUGUCUAAAGAGGUAACCAAUUGGAAAUAUGAACUAUGGCCUCGGAUGGCCUCAACUCACCCCGUUUACCUGGACAUGAUGGACUACCGCUAUCGCCAGCAAGCGCGUCAUUUCCAGGACGCUCAUCAAAUCCACUGUCUUCCAAGGUGACGUCUGUAUUGUCGACCUCAUAUGCCGACGCAGAGUUCCGCGAGUCUCUGGCUUUGUUAGACGAGCGUGGCAUUAGCAACACCGCUGAAACUCGGAGACAGCUACGGCUGGACGUCCAGAAAGAGGUUAUUGACAGUAAUGGCAAGAUAAUUACAGAGUUCGGCCGGGUAGCCGAGCAGUUAAAGAGGAUAGGUACAACUAUCAAUAAACUCAACAAAAACUACCAGGAGAUGAGAGGUCACGUCACAGCCGCUCACGAGUCGACGUCCUCUGUGCUUGAAGAGGCGUCUUCCAUCAUGGCCCAAAGGAAGAAUAUCGAGACGAAGCAGCAGGUAUUAAAGGCCUUCCGCGAGCACUUCCUUCUAUCAGAAGAUGAGAUCGCCUCUUUAACCUUAACAGCCGAACCUGUCGACGACCGUUUCUUCGCUGUUCUAGCAAAAGCGAAGCGCAUUAGGAAGGACUGCGAAUUCCUUCUCGGCUUCGAGAGCCAGACGCUAGGCCUCGAGAUUAUGGAUCAGACAUCCAAAAACUUGAACCAGGCUAUGCAGAAAUUGUACCGCUGGGUCCAGAAGGAGUUCAAGACCCUUAACCUGGAGAACCCUCAGAUCAACUCGUCUGUUCGCCGCGCUAUACGCGUGCUUGCCGAGAGGCCCUCCCUUUUUCAGAGUUGUCUAGAUUUCUUCGCUGAGGCUAGAGAGCAAAUCCUCUCUGAUGCCUUCUACCUCGCGCUGACCGGCACGUCCUCAGCUGGUGCUAAGGAUAACUCCGUGAAGCCGAUCGAGCUCGUGGCUCACGAUCCGCUGCGGUAUGCGGGUGACAUGCUGGCUUGGACGCAUUCCGCCGCCGUCAGCGAGAGAGAAGCCCUCGAAAUCCUGUUUAUAUCUGACGGGAACGAGAUUGCUAAAGGGAUACAAGAGGGCCGCGAGAACGAGUUGUGGAUGCUGAUGGCUGACGAGGCAGAUGGGCCUCCGGAAUUCGAUGCCGUCAAGGCUCUAAAUGAAUUAGUCGAUAGGGACGUCUCUGGCGCAGCGCGCAUAUUGAGACAGCGAGUUGAACAGGUCAUCCAGACCAACGAGGACACUAUCUUAGCAUACAAGCUAGCCAACCUCCUCAGCUUCUACCGCGUAACAUUUUCCAAGUUACUCGGUGAGGACUCGGUUCUACUACAAUCGAUGAACAACCUAGAAGCAGAAGCGCUACGGCAAUUCCGCUCUCUGAUGCGCGACCAUAUCACCACCCUCGAGGGCGAAUUCCAACACACCCCGUCCGACCUCGGGCCGCCCGAGUUCUUACAGGAAUGCUUAAAACAGCUAACGGCGAUUAUGAAAACCUACGAAACAUCACUAGCCGCAGACGGCGAUCGCGAGGCGGACUUCGAGCCUAUCCUAGCCGAGUCCUUUGACCCUUUCCUAGCCGGCUGUUCCAACAUGGCCAAAAACAUCUCCCCGCCCUCUAAUUCCAUAUUCCUCAUAAACUGCCUCCUCGCCGCCCAGACGGCCAUCGAGCCCUUCCAAUCGUUCACGCGCGCACGCCUCGAGCGCCUACGCUCCGCGAUCGCCGAACACAGCGCCCUCCUCGUCGAGAGCCAAUACGCCUUCUUCCGCGCCGAAUCCUCUCUCUCGCCCUUAUUCGCGGCUCUAUCGCCCCUCUCCGACGCGCGCCCUGAAGACGUGGCCAAACUCCCCUUGCUCCCGGAGCUCCAGCCGGAGGUCCUGGCGCGCGCGGCCCAGGGGCUAGACGACUUUUUGCCGUCGGCCGUCAUGGACGCGCUGGAGAACGUGAAGAACCUCCAGGACGCGAGGCUCGCGCGCGAGGUCACGGAGGAGGCGGCGGAUCGGUUCUGCGCCGACUUCGAGCACGUCGAGGAGCUGCUCGUCGCGGUGGAUGAGGUGGCUGGGGAAGAGGGACAGGGAGAAGAGAGGGCGGGGUUGAGAGCUGUGUUCCCUAGGACGACGGGGGAGAUCAGGAUUUUGUUGUCGUAAGCGGUGGAAAAGUUGACAAGGGGAAAGGGAAUGUUUAGGUAGGUGCCUAAGAUAUAUAUAGCUUGGGCGUAUAGAGGGAUAUGAAAAGGGAGGGAAGAGGUAGACACACUAUACCAUUAUAUACCUAAAUUAAGGUAUAUGUCAUGCCAUCCAUAUCAUAGAGAGAGCGUAAAGGGAAAAUCUAUAAAGGACAUUAACUCUGUAUUGAAAUAUAGCAUAACAUGGCAUAAAAUGACAUACCGUAGCACACCAUCGCAUAGCAUAGAAAGCUCUCUCUCUCUCUCUCUCUCUCUAUAUAUAUAUAUAUGACC